AUGAGCUCUACCGAACGCGAGAUCAUCUCUUUCAGCGAGAUACCGACCCGUCGUUCUUCCCAUGACGUGAUUUCGUCAGAGAUAGAGCAACCCUCGCUGCCCCCCGCAGAUGGAGGCAAAGCUGCCUGGCAACUCCUCGCAUCAUGCUGUCUCAUUCAGCUACCAGUCUGGGGAUUCUCGACUGUUUUCGGUAUUUUCCAGGAAUACUACAGCACGCAUGAUGUCUUACAGGGCAAUAAAGGCGACCUUGCUACUGUGGGAACUACAUCAACUGGUCUUCUGUACCUCUUAUCACCUGUGACAUUUACCCUUUUGACGCGGUAUCCACACCUUCAAGCUUGGUGCAUUCCGACAGGACUAUGUAUCACCGUGAUCGGCUCGCUUCUAUCGUCCUUCUCGCGGCAGGUAUGGCAUCUCAUUGCGACUCAGGGUAUCAUGUGCGCCAUCGGCAAUGCGCUCAUGUUUAGUCCCUCGUCUCUGUUUAUGGACCAAUGGUUCAUCCAGAAAAAAGGGCUUGCCCUCGGUAUCAUGUGGGCUGCCAAGAGCGUAACUGGCGUUACAUUGCCCUUUGCGGCGAAUGCUUGUUUACGCAAAUUCGGUUCUAGCACUACCUUCAGAGCUUGGACUGUCACUACGUUGCUUACUACCCUAGUAUCUUUGCCGUUCAUGAAGCCUCGAAUCCCUGUCUCGCCUUCUGCAUCAGCCCGGCGUUUGGAUCUCAGGUUCCUCCGCCUGGCCGCCUUCUGGACGCUCCAGGCAGGCAAUAUCAUCCAAAGCUUUGGAUAUUUCUUACCGUCCACGUAUCUGCCAUCUUAUUCGACCACCACAGUUGGUCUGUCAAGAACGAUGGGCACAAUGCUAGUCUCGCUCUUCAACGCGACUUCCAUUGUCGGUGGUAUCUGCAUGGGAAUGCUUUGUGAUCGUUUCGCAGUGUCGAAUAUUCUGCUUUUCUCCUCGAUAGGCUCAGCACUAUCCGUGUUCCUUCUAUGGGGCAUGGCAUCAUCUCCGGAGUCUGAUUCGCCUCAGACGGCUAUUGCUUUGCUCACCCUAUUCUCCAUCUUCUAUGGAUUCUUCGCGGGUGGUUUCAGUUCCACUUGGUCGGGUGCGAUCAAACAAAUCAAGCGCGACUCUUCCACCUCCUUGGAGACAGGCUUAGUCUUUGGUUUGCUGGCGGGAGGGCGGGGAAUUGGCAAUGUCAUCAGUGGUCCGCUAAGCACGGCACUAAUCAAGCAGGGAUCGCUGAGUGGCUCGCAAACCAACAACGCUGGAACUGGCUUUAGCACUCAAUAUGGGACUUUGAUUCUCUUCACUGGUAUCACGGCAGUUUUCGGAGCUUGGAGCUGGAUGUGGGGUUAUAUCAGCUCUGGCGUGCGCUGUGUGAGUUGCUGAGAGCAGGUUGUAUGUUUGACUGCAGGACAUGACGUUGGUUUUCUGGGUUUUCGACUCAUUCCAGGAUUAUUGUUGGUUUGAAGAUGAAAUAAAAUCCCUGCUUGAUUAGCGCCGUGCUCAGCGGACCACUGAUGAUCUCCAAUCAUGUCUUUCCCGGAGGCACAUUGGGCUCCCGGCCUCCACUGGAGGGUCCUCCACCUUCGGUAUUUCCCAUGGAGUAGACAAUCUGACAAGGUUGACAAUGCCUACAAUUCGCUGUUGGACGAAUAUGUCCCCGUUAUCAUUGACCCUCGCCACGGCCGUAAUGAAUAUAUUAGUCGUCAUUAAUGCACCCCAUGAGAUCCUCCCGGACGUCAGGAAUUUCG
Aspergillus novofumigatus IBT 16806 is the source of this 1754-nucleotide messenger RNA. Its product is annotated as putative MFS monocarboxylate transporter. The record is from RefSeq and is a predicted model, not a curated record. The coding region runs from base 1 to 1389 and encodes 462 amino acids. Gene Ontology annotation, biological process: transmembrane transport. Gene Ontology annotation, molecular function: transmembrane transporter activity. The transcript is spliced from 4 exons. Gene Ontology annotation, cellular component: fungal-type vacuole membrane. Lineage: Eukaryota; Fungi; Ascomycota; Eurotiomycetes; Eurotiales; Aspergillaceae.